Molecule: messenger RNA, 1794 nt
Organism: Blastocystis hominis
Lineage: Eukaryota; Bigyra; Opalinata; Blastocystidae
Exons: 6
Coding region: 1-1794 (597 amino acids)
Source: RefSeq, a predicted model, not a curated record
AUGAAGGAAAGCGACUACACGAGCAUUAAGGAAAAGGUGGUUUCAUUAGAAAAUGGAUUGCAAGCAAUCGGUCUUGCGCAGGAUGCCAAGGCGAAAGAAGAUCGUGAGAACUUGGUGGCUCGGAAUCGAAUGGCUUCCGUGCGAAAUCUUGGCUAUUUGCUGGAUGGCAUGCGUGCUCGUCGCGUGCUGAGCCUUCUCUUCUUAUGGAAAGAGCGCUGCAACGAAACGAAGCUGGAGGAGAAUUGUGAGGCGCGAGUUCGAGAUGCUGAAAGUCGUUCUGCUGCUUCAUUGAAUGAAUUGACGUCUCGCGUCCAGUCGCUGACCGAAGAAGCCGAAAAGAAGGAAGAGGAGCAUCGAGCCACGCUGUAUAAAGCGCGAUCCGAUGCCUCGCUGCGCGCUAUUGAGAGUAUAGCCAAGCUGGAACAGGCAUUCGUGCAGUGGAUGCGCUUGUCGAAGCAGGAACAAUUCGCUGAGAAAGCAACGGCGUGUGAGAAGCAGUUAACGGAAGCCAAUACUGCGAUUGAGAGAACAGAAUCGGAGUUGAAGGAAGCUCGCGAGAAGGCUGAAAACGAAAAAGCCGAGUUGGAGAAGAAAUACCAGCAGGAUAUGCGAGAUUAUGAAGAUCUUCGGAUGGAGAGCGCGAAGACGCGAUCUGCGUUGGAAUCGUUGCUCCAGGACAAAGAAGCGGCGGAGGAACGAAAUCGCCAGCUGGCCAAGCAGAUCGAGCAGUUGGGUCUUUCGAUGGCGACGUUCCAAGAAGCGGCGAACGGCUCGGAGGACGAUAAGCAAGCGAUUGUAGCGCGCUUGCAGCUGCAAGUGAACGAUCUGGAGAAUCGUCUUGCGCAAAGCCAGAAAGACGAGGAGGAAUAUCGCCGAAAAUGGGAAUUGCUGCAGGACUUUUCGGCAGACGAAUUGACGCGCGCUCAAAAGAAGAUCGACGAGUUAACCGCGACGUGCUCGGAAUUGAUCAAGCAAGUGGAGGACGCGAAUAAUCAGGAGCAUAUGAUGGCGCUCGUGCAGGAGAAAGAGCAGCUGGAAUCGAAGAUCCACGAGAUGGAGAUUCAAUUCGAAGCCACUGUGGAUGUUGUGAACAACAGCAGCCAGAUUGCAGUGCAGCGAGAAAACCAGAUCGAUGAUUUGAAGGGCAAGAUCGCCGGACUGGAGAAGAAGCUGGAGGAAGUGACACAACAGAAGGAGGCAUUGGAGAAAGCGCUGGAAGAAGCGCAGCAGAAGCAGGUCGAAAGCGAUGCAACGAUUUCAGGAAUGGAGAAAUCGAACACGGCGCUCAAAGAAGAAGUGAUGAAGAUGAAACGCCGCGUGUUGGCACUGAAGAACAUGGAGGAAAAUAUGCAGGAUGUGGAGGAUUUGCUGCAGCAGCGCGAAACGCAACUGAAGGAUGUGCUGGAGCGGAUUAAGAAGGCAGAGAAGACGAGCGAGUUCUGCCGGAGCGAAGUGAAGCGAUACGAGGCGCUGAACGCGGAACUGGAGCAUCGUAUGUCGAAUUAUCUUUUCCGAGAAGGCCAGGCAGGCGAGGUGCUGGAAAAGAUCGUGGAGAAGCAGGUGGAUCGUCCGGAAACGCUGGAGAAGGUGAGCGAGUUGGAGAAGACCGUGGAGUCGCUGCGAGAGGAAAUCGUGAGAUUGGAGAAUACGCUGAAGCAGAAGACUGACGAAGAAGCCAGGCAGAAGCAGGCGCAUGAGGCGUUCAAGCUGAAGAAGGUGCUUCCGUUGAAGUUCUUCCCGAUUGGAAACGCUCCCGAAAAGCGAACAGGAAGAAGUGAAGAUGUUUGUGGGUAG